Messenger RNA from Pyricularia grisea, 1158 nucleotides. RefSeq lists its product as uncharacterized. Bases 1 to 1158 code for a protein of 385 amino acids. The transcript has a single exon. NCBI's taxonomy places the organism in Eukaryota, Fungi, Ascomycota, Sordariomycetes, Magnaporthales, Pyriculariaceae. The record is from RefSeq and is a predicted model, not a curated record.
AUGCAGAAUCAUCAACCUCUAGUCGGAAAUUGGGACACCUCCACGGCGAUGCAUCCACCAAAUCCUCCCCCACCAUUGAGGAAGAAGUCAAGUAUGAUAGAUCGCCUAAGGGUUCUCCGCCCCAGGCCAUCUGUUCAAGCACUAAACUCCCAACACAUUGAGCAUCCGACUGGUAAAUCUGUACCAUAUGUUCCAAAACAUGCCGCAUCGGACUUUUCACGUAUUCGUGUAAACCCACGAAGUCGCGAAAGCACAACCGUGGGUGGAUCACUCAGCAGUAGGAGCAUAGGGGAGACAGAUGGCAGACAGGCACUAUUGGCCGACAACCCAACAAAGCUCUGGUCCAUCGCCGACCAGAUCGUCGAAGACGAACCGACAAAAACUAUUGCUCGCAAGCAUACUGUCUAUCCGCAUAAUCAAACCGAAAAAAUUACACCAUUCGCAAAUGAACAACAUACUCGCCCAUGCACUCCAGAUUUACAAACCAGGUCAGGUGACUCCCCGAGUCCAGCUUCUACCGAGUACUCGUUGUGUCGAUAUGAUUCGGGUAUUGUGUCGCCCCUCUCAACCACGUCGCCAAGAGACGCGCAGCGAUACACAACGCUCGACGACGUCAUGCAUUCAUCCCCAUCACAGUCCCGUUCAAAACACGUCCUUGCGUGUGAAAAAGAAUCAUCAAACAACAAGCAAGCCAUCGUCAUAGAGACACCCCGCAAGGAGAUCAAUGCCAGAAUAUCGACUCCAACCACCAGCCCACGGGAGAAAAUCUCCAGUGACUAUCAGCUCUUUCUAGAGCAAGCUGCGCAGAAGCAUCAGAGACAGCAUGAGCAAAUGUGGCGCAAGCUAGCCACCCCGGACGGACAAGUCGUGUAUACGACCAACACAGCACUCCACGAGGACGAACCCAGAUGGAAUCGGUCAGGAGGAGCUCAGCCUACCGCCCAGGUCCAGCAGCCGCAUCACCAUGGCGGAGCUGGCAAGGAAAGAUCCAGUCUAGGUGGCAGCAGCAGCAACGUGUUUGGACAGAAGGAGAAGGCAGCGGAGAACAGACGAGGUGGGCGUGGUCUUGGCAGGAGAAUCUCACAGUAUCUACGGCCGACAAGGGAGAGCGAUGUAUGGGAUGAGAAGGUAUUGAGACUCAGUAGUCGGGAUGUGUGA